AUGGACCGCCCCAGCGAGCAGCGCAGCACACCGUCGUGGCACUGGCCCGAGGCGGCGUCGUCGUCGUCUACCGUUCCCGGUAGCUAUGAGACUCAUUUCGACCGGCCGCCCAGCCCUGCUGCUGAAGCCGCUGGCAAUCCCAAUAAUAAUCAUAAUAACAACCCAAAAACCUACCCCUCCAGAACAUGCAGGAUAUGCUUAGAGACCGUUCCUCCCACGUAUCAUCCCGCGUCGGAGAACAUUCCUUCCUUCCUGCAAGCCGGCCCGCGUGUCAGCUACGACUCAGAAGACCCCUCACUCGGGCGCCUGAUCCGGCCCUGCAAGUGCAAGGGCUCGUCGCGGUAUGUCCAUGAGGGAUGCCUACGGCAAUGGAGGCACGCCGAUCCGGGCUACGGGCGGCGCAACUACUGGCAAUGCCCGACGUGCGGGUUUCAAUACCGGCUGGAGCGCAUGGCCUGGGGCCGAUGGAUUAGCAGCGCGUCGAGCCAGAUUCUCGUGACGGUGGUGAUAUUAAUGUUUGUUAUGUUUGCGCUGGGAUUUGUUGCUGACCCGAUCAUCAACCUCUACAUUGACCCCUAUGAUACCAUUAUUACGUCCACGGCCUUUUGGGAUAAGGACGCCGAUCCCCACAUUAUUGCGGUGGGAGGCGCUAAAACCUGGACAGAACAUUUCGUUAAAGGAUUGGCAUCCUUGGGAGUUUUGUCUUUCCUGAAGGUUGUGUUCGCCCUAUCGCCUUGGCAGUGGUGGAAUUUACGCAACUCAGGCCUGCUGGGAGGUGGCCGCGGGGGCCGCCGAGGCGGCGCGACCGGCAGAGAUAGGGUUGCGUCCAUUAGCUGGCUUGUUAUUGUUAUUGGCGUGGCCACAUUUCUUUGGGGUGUUUACAAGGGAGUUCGGGCGUGGAGCUGUCGGGUGUUGGAGAGUGCUGGGCAGCGCGUCAUGGAUGUUUCAUUAGACGAGGAUGAUGAUGAUGAUGAUGAUGACGACGAAGAUGCCGACCGGGACGGUGUCUCUCGUGGUCAAGACGAUUCCUCGAAAAAAGACGACUAG
Molecule: messenger RNA, 1047 nt
Organism: Ophidiomyces ophidiicola
Lineage: Eukaryota; Fungi; Ascomycota; Eurotiomycetes; Onygenales; Onygenaceae
Exons: 2
Coding region: 1-1047 (348 amino acids)
Molecular function (GO): zinc ion binding
Source: RefSeq, a predicted model, not a curated record